This is a messenger RNA of Diachasma alloeum, 2115 nucleotides long. RefSeq lists its product as uncharacterized. The record is from RefSeq and is a predicted model, not a curated record. NCBI's taxonomy places the organism in Eukaryota, Metazoa, Arthropoda, Insecta, Hymenoptera, Braconidae. The coding region runs from base 266 to 1360 and encodes 364 amino acids. The transcript has 2 exons. Gene Ontology annotation, molecular function: oxidoreductase activity.
GCACGAAAUCAAUUACAUCAUAUUGGUGGAGUGAACGUGAGGGAUACCUAGUAGAUACGAUAACAGAGUAAAAAGAUGUUUUUCACAAACAGUGGCUAAAAGAAGCAUUCGUGAUAAAAGAUAAGAACGACUGUGGGUUAAGUGUUCGCUCAUUAUUCAUUUAUCAGGUUGAAUAUUCUGGUGGAAGUGUUUUCAUCGAAUUGAAAGUGAGAGAAGACUGGAUACAUUGGCAAAGUAACAACGGAAGCUCUUGGUUUUUGGAAAAAUGUCCAGUGAUAGGGAAACCGAGAGUUUUCUCGUCAGCAAAGACGAGGUGAUCAGAUUCAUCGCGGAUUGCUUGACAAAAGUGGGAGCCAAUGCAGACGAUUCGAAAAUCGUUGCUCAUCAUCUUAUGACUGCUGACUACCGGGGACAUUUCAGUCACGGAAUGAACCGAGUGCCGAUGUACGUUAAGGAUAUCGAGAGUGGACUCACCGAUCCUCAUGGGAAACCAGAAAUUAUCAAUGAGUUUCAGGCAACUGCUCUUGUGGACGGUCGAAACGGUUUGGGCCACGUGAUCGGUAAAUUUUGUAUGGAAUUGGCAAUACAGAAAGCAAAGACCUUCGGCAUUGGAAUGGUCUCAGCGCGUGGCUCAAAUCACUACGGCAUUUGUGGAUAUUACAGUCUCAUGGCAGCGGAGAAAGGUCUCAUAGGUUUUUCCUGCACAAACACGAGUCCCUGCUUGGUACCAACGCGCGCGUCGUCGGCAGCACUCGGGACGAAUCCCUUCUCCCUAGCUAUGAGAACACAAGAUGGCGCCGACGAAUUCGCACUCGACAUGGCGACGACUGCUGUGGCCUUGGGAAAGAUCGAAGUGGCGAUCAAUAAAAAAGAUGAGAUCCCCAAAGGGUGGGCGUUGGGUGCAGACGGGAAACCGACGAAAAAUCCCCAGGAGGCGUAUGAUGUGGGGAAUCUGCAACCUCUGGGCGGAGCGGAAGAAACUUCUGGUUACAAGGGAUAUGGAUUGGCUACCAUGGUUGAGGUUCUCUGUGGUGUUCUUUCCGGUAGUCGCUUUGGUCAAAAUAUUCGGCACUGGCAGAGGCCCGAGGGAAUCGCUGAUCUUGGCCAGUGUUUCAUGGCGAUCAAUCCUCAAGUUUUUGCUCCCGGAGCUGGAGACAGAUUGGGACAGCUGCUGGGACAGCUCAGGGGACUGCCCGCUGCUGACGAUGCGGCAGGUAGCGUUCUCGUUGCCGGCGAUCCUGAGAGGACAGCUAUGAGAAAUGUGGAUGAGGAGGGCGGCAUUCGUUAUCACCCGAAUCAAAUUAAAAUCUGUCAUAAAAUGGCGCUAAGGCUUGGCGUCAAACCCAUGCAAUCUGCGUAGAUUGAUUCCUAAAAAGCAAAAUUAAUUAUUGUUUUUUAGGAAUCAAUUAGUGUAUUAGUUUUUUUUUACAAAAAUUAAUAUUUUUAUUUUUUAGGAAGAUUUCAUCAGUUUUUGCAAAGCGAGAACGUAAUCAAUUGUGUGUUUGUCUGAGUUAGUUUGACGAAAUUAAAUUUGAUGUAUUUUUUUUACGAAAAACAAAGUAUUCCUACCAUGUUAUUUGUAAAUAAGGAAUCUUGUAAAUUUUAGUCACAUUCCGAUAAUCCAUUUAUGCUUUGACUCCAAUUGGCCAAUGUCCGCCCUCAAUUUAGCAUUUUUCAGCUCUCAACGACUUAUUCAUCGGCUGCUAGAUGUCUAUGUUCCUAGAGAUAUUUUUUAAAAAUGAGUCGGAUUCGUAUGAAUGUUAUUCUUUUCAAAUUUUUUACGAGUAAAAAAUAAAGUAAUGAGAAAAAUUUUCAGAUUGUUAAUCGCACAUUUUAUAUUACAUUACAUUUUAUAUAUAUAUUAUAAUAUAUUAUAUUUAUAUUAUACCUACAUUUAUAAACCAGAACAAUAAUAAUUCAUGUACCAGAAAUUUGAAAGGAAGAAAUGGCUAGGAACCGAAUAGCUCAGUUGGAAGAGCACCCGAUGCAUAAUUGGAAGGUCCCGGGUUCAAAUCCCGGUCUGGACUAUGCAUUUUUUCAGUAAAAAUUUUCUAGUUAUUCAUACUGAGAGUAAUUCUGAUUCCCCUCCUACCUCAACCAAAUCCCAUCCACUUA